GAAGCGUCCGGGGCUCAGUCGGGCAGCGGCGGCCGCGGCGAGCGGAGCUCCGGGGCCGCCAUGGCCGCGGGGACGGCGGGGGCUGUCACGGCCGAGCCGCCGCCGCGCCUGGGCCGCCUGCCCGGCGGAGCCGGCACCGAGCGCGCCCUGGAAGAAGCAGAAGCCUCCGGCACCCUCAGCCUGGCCGGCCGGCGGCUGCGCGCCUUCCCCGCGGCGGCGGCGCGGCGCUGGGACCUCAGCGACACCACGGAGGCCGACCUGUCCCGGAACCGGUUCGGGGAGGUGCCGGAGGCCGCCUGCCGCCUGGUCUCGCUGGAGGGGCUCAGCCUGUACCACAACUGCCUGCGCAGCGUCCCCCCCGCCAUCGCCAACCUGCAGGCGCUGGCUCACCUGGACCUCAGCCGCAACCAGCUGAGCUCUCUGCCCUCCUGCCUGUGCCUGCUGCCCCUGCGCGUCCUCAACGCCAGCAACAACCGCCUGGCGCAGCUGCCAGCGAACCUGGGGGCUCUGAGCACGCUGCGCCAGCUGGACGUGGGCUGUAACCGGCUGCGGGCGCUGCCGCCGGGGCUGGGGCGGCUGCGGGCGCUGCGGGACCUGAGCGUGCGGCGGAACCAGCUGACGGCGCUGCCCGACGAGCUCUCGGAUCUCCCCCUGGCCCGCCUGGAUUUCUCCUGCAACCGCGUGGUCGCCAUCCCUCGCUGCUUCCGCCGCCUGCGGCACCUCCAGACCCUGCUGGCCGACAACAACCCCCUGCAGUUCCCCCCAGCCCAGAUCUGCCUGAAGGGCAAAGUCCACAUCUUCAAGUACCUGGAGGCCGAGGCUGCCGCCCCCGCUGCCCCAGCAUGCCCCCCGGACGAGCCGUGUCCCCGCCUCCGGCCGCGGGGGGGGCUGGACUCCGGUUUCCACAGCGUGGACAGCGGCAGCAAGCGCUGGUCGGGGAACGAGUGCACGGAGGAGUCCUUGGAGCCUCGGCAGCACAGGGAGAGGCACAGUGGGGCAGCUGGUGACAGUGACCCGGAGCAGCUGGAGGAGGAGCCCCCCCCCGAGGAGCAGCAGAGCCGGACCCCGGGCGGUGACACCCCCAGGGGGGUCCCCAGUUCCUGGCAGCACCCCAAGAACCUGGAGGGGCGGAGGGAGAGAGAGGGGGAGAGGGAUUGGGACAGGACCCACCCCCAGAGACCCCCCCAGACGCCGCCGCCGCCGGGCCGCGGGCAGCGGGAGCUGAUUGCUGAGAUGCGCCAGAGCCUGGAGGCGCUGCUGCAGCUGCGGCUGCCGGAGGAUUUCGGGGACUCGGAGCUGCUGGGCCGGGUGGGAGCCAGGCUGCGGCCCUGGGCUAGCCCCCCAGGGUCCCGCCGGGCGCAGCCGCCCCGAUCGGGGGGACCCGAGGUGAAGCCCCCCCGGCCCCGCCGCGCCCCCCCCCGGCUGCUCUUCGCGCUGUUCUACGCGGCGCUGCUCGCGCUGCUGCUGGCGGCACAGAGCGCGCUCCGCCCGUGAGGGGGGACCC
Oenanthe melanoleuca is the source of this 1504-nucleotide messenger RNA. RefSeq names its product leucine rich repeats and calponin homology domain containing 4 (gene LRCH4). Gene Ontology annotation, molecular function: protein binding. Lineage: Eukaryota; Metazoa; Chordata; Aves; Passeriformes; Muscicapidae. The record is from RefSeq and is a predicted model, not a curated record. The coding region runs from base 61 to 1494 and encodes 477 amino acids. The transcript is spliced from 16 exons.